AUGGCUCGUCUCUCUUGUGGAAUAGAAGUUACAUGUAUAGUUUUAUUUGCGUUGAACAUAACGUUUCUUGCUUUUGGUUUUUGUUUGGUUGGUUUUGGUACUUAUAUCAAAGUGAGCAAAAAAUUUGAUAUUGCUUUAUCAGAACAUAUCAGUACAGCGAUUAUUGGUGGAGAAGCAAUAGAAACUGCUGGUGUCAUUUUGAUCAUUGUAGGUGUUUUUACAGUACUUUUAUCUGCAUUUGGUUGUUUGGGUGCACUAUUGAAAAAUAGAAUAUUCCUUUAUUUAUAUGGAAUCAUUCUUAGUAUUUUAAUACUUUUGGAAUUAGCGGCAUUUAUAAUUAUGAUGAGUUCACGUGUUCGUAUACGCGAUAGUUAUCAUUCUGGUCUUUGGAGAGUAUUUACUAAUGCAUAUGGUAAUAAUCGACCAGAUUUAAUUGCAGCUGUUGAAGAGCUUGAACGUGAAUUUAAAUGUUGUGGUGUAUAUGGUUUCAGUGAUUAUUUCCAAGUUCUCCAAAAAAUACCAUCAUCAUGUUAUUUAGAUCAAUCAUUCACUCAACCUAUAUUUGGAAAAGGUUGUGCUGAUGCUUUUAUUGAUUGGAUGUGGGAUGAAGUACCAAUACUUAGUGGUAUAGUUGCUGCAAUAUUAAUUAUUGAGAUUUUUGGAGUUAUCACCUCAUUUGCAAUGGCUGCUGCUGUUUCACAUUAUUCCUACGGAAGACUUGAUGGCAAAAAAUUUCAUGAAACAGCCGUCUGA
This is a messenger RNA of Adineta steineri, 753 nucleotides long. Lineage: Eukaryota; Metazoa; Rotifera; Eurotatoria; Adinetida; Adinetidae. The record is from the annotation of a GenBank genome assembly.